Molecule: messenger RNA, 948 nt
Organism: Rhodamnia argentea
Lineage: Eukaryota; Viridiplantae; Streptophyta; Magnoliopsida; Myrtales; Myrtaceae
Product: MADS-box transcription factor 23-like
Exons: 10
Coding region: 134-835 (233 amino acids)
Biological process (GO): positive regulation of transcription by RNA polymerase II
Cellular component (GO): nucleus
Molecular function (GO): RNA polymerase II cis-regulatory region sequence-specific DNA binding; DNA-binding transcription factor activity, RNA polymerase II-specific; protein dimerization activity
Source: RefSeq, a predicted model, not a curated record
AUUUUCAAGACGACCGACGACUUCCUUCAAUCUCCCAGCACCAUGAACGCCCCCAUUUAAGACCUAACCUAGAACUUGAACCGUCAUCCCGUCUGAUCUGGAAAGAUUUGUUUCCAAGCGGCGAGAAGCGAAGAUGGUGAAGGGGAAGAUCGCGAUCCGAAAGAUUAAUUGCUCGAAGAGCAGGCAAGUGACUUUCUUCAAGAGAAGGACUGGCCUGAUGAAGAAGGCGAAGGAGCUCUCAAUUCUUUGUGACGCUGAAAUCGGUGUCAUUAUCUUCUCUUGCACUGGCAAGCUCUAUGACUAUGCGAGCACCAGCAUGAAGUCAGUUAUCGAACGUUAUAACAAAAUGAAGCAGGAGAACCAGCAACAACCUCUUAUUGCUACGGAGAUCCAGUUUUUGCAAAAGGAGGCUGAGAGCUUGAAGCAACAGCUGAAGUGUCUGCAGGAAUGCAACAGGCGACUGAUGGGAAAAGAGCUUUCCAAGCUAAGUUUGGAGGACUUGAAACAGUUGGAAAAUAUCUUGGAAAUGGGCUUGAAGAAUAUCCGCUCGAGGAAGGACCAGAGUUUCAUGGAAGAAAUGAGGGAGCUAAAGCGAAAGGUUGAUGACGUUGAACAAGAAAAUGUAGAAUUGCGGAAGAAAUUGAGAGUCAAAAGUGGUGAUUAUAUUGAAUUCAAGGGGGAGUUUUCUGCAGAAACUAGUUGGAGUAAAGAAAUGAGCCAGAUGAGUGCUCAAGCAAUACCGGAUAAAGAUGACAUCCCUGAGCGUAUCCUUCUCCAAUUAAGCUUGCAACCAAAGCCCUAUCUUUUGGAUGCGCAAAAAAUUGCAAGCGGCUAACGAUGGUUACGACCAUCGGGGAACUUCGGAGAUAUGCGUCUUGAUAAAUGAAUUCCUACGACAAUGUACUUGAUGUAAAAAAGAGGAUCCAUACGGUGUAGAAUUACAAACAA